AUCACACUGUCAAUCAUGAGAUUCAUCGUCGGUUUUCUUUUCUUACUCACUGUGCUCAGCCCUGCUGAAUGUGGGAAUAUUUUAGUAUUUUGGUUUACUGAGGGCAGUCACUGGAUCAAUCUGAAGAUCGUGUUGGAAACAUUGAUUGACAGGGGACACGAUGUCACAGUGCUGGUGCUGGAUGCCUUCAUGCAUGCCAAUGAAUCGGAUCGCUUCUCCUACCAGCCCUUCAGUGUGUCCAAGUCUGCGCAGGAAUACCAACUUGUCUCCAAAGAUCAAGACUUGUUUCUUGCAUACUGUGAUGGUGCUCUAAACUCUCCAGAGUUGACGGACAAAUUGCAGCAUGGGAAGUUUAACGUCAUGCUGGCCGAUCCGAUCUUCCCAUGCGGUGAGAUUUUAGCUGAAAAGCUGGACAUUCCCUUGGUUUACACACUACGACUAUCCAUCGCUCACACAGUAGAGCGCAUGUGUGGUCAGAUACCAGCUCCACCAUCAUUUGUUCCUGGAGCCAUGAGUAAACUCACAGACAAGAUGAGCUUUACCGAGCGAAUCCUCAGACGGCCCACUUCCUAUUGUGAGAUGAUGGGUAAAGCUGAUAUCUGGUUGAUCAGAACCUACUGGGAUUUUGAGUUUCCACGGCCAUUCCUGCCCAACUUCAAAUACAUUGGAGGGCUUCACUGCACCCCUGCCAAGCCUUUACCCAAGGAUCUAGAGGAGUUUGUGCAGAGCUCAGGGAAUGAUGGGAUUGUGGUCUUCACUCUGGGGUCCACCAUGGUAAACAACAUAACCAUAGAGAGGAGCAAUACGAUCGCCUCUGCACUGGCACAGAUCCCACAGAAGGUAUUGUGGCGAUACACCGGAGACAAGCCAGAUACUCUUGGUGAAAACACCAAAAUAUAUGAAUGGAUCCCUCAGAAAGAUUUAUUGGGUCACCCCAAAACCAGAGCAUGUAUCACUCAUGGAGGCACUAAUGGCAUAUAUGAGGCCAUAUAUCAUGCUGUUCCAGUGGUCGGGAUCCCCGUGUUUGGUGACCAGCCAGAUAAUUUAGCUCAUAUGAAGGCCAAGGGCGCUGCUGUUGUCAUGGACUUAAACAGUAUGAAGAUUCAAGACGUGUUGGAUGGACUCAAUGCCGUCAUUAACAACCCCUCGUAUAAAGAGAAUGCAAUGCGUCUGUCCAGAAUUCAUCAUGACCGUCCAAUGAAGCCUUUGGAUGAGGCGGUGUUCUGGAUUGAGUUCGUCAUGUGCAAUAAAGGUGCUAAACACCUGCGUGUAGAAGCACACAACCUUACCUGGUACCAGUACCACUGUCUGGAUGUGUUCGCUUUUCUUUUCACUAUCCUGACUGUAGUCCUCUACGUCUUCUUUAAACUGAGCAAAUUCUUCAUAAUGCGUUGCUGUUUUAGAUCAAAGCAGAAAAGAAAAAGAAAAAAACAUCAAUUUUGACUGAUACAAAAAUACAGU
Messenger RNA from Rhinichthys klamathensis goyatoka, 1461 nucleotides. RefSeq names its product UDP-glucuronosyltransferase 2A2-like. Gene Ontology annotation, molecular function: UDP-glycosyltransferase activity. The record is from RefSeq and is a predicted model, not a curated record. Lineage: Eukaryota; Metazoa; Chordata; Actinopteri; Cypriniformes; Leuciscidae.